This is a messenger RNA of Periophthalmus magnuspinnatus, 2066 nucleotides long. Its product is annotated as complement factor I-like. Gene Ontology annotation, biological process: proteolysis. Lineage: Eukaryota; Metazoa; Chordata; Actinopteri; Gobiiformes; Gobiidae. Gene Ontology annotation, molecular function: serine-type endopeptidase activity; protein binding. Gene Ontology annotation, cellular component: membrane. The transcript is spliced from 17 exons. Bases 122 to 2005 code for a protein of 627 amino acids. The record is from RefSeq and is a predicted model, not a curated record.
AGAGCUUCAAUAUCUCUCAAUCCGUUGACGCUAAAAGGAACUAUUUGUGCGCUACAGUCAAAAUUGGAUUAUAAUUUUGUUCUUUUUUUUGUAAUUUUUUUUGUAGAUGUGGAGCUGAAACAUGUGGGUCAUGAUGAGACGAGGAGGUUUGUUUCUGCUGGUGCUGCUGGUGCUUCAGACUUUAUCGGCGAGCCCCCCGGAGUCGUCUAAGAUCACACAAAUAAGACAAACGCUGAUGUUUAAUCCGAUCCGAUACGUCCCAGUGCAAGACGAUGGGUACGUGGGCUCAAGGGAAUGUUUAAAUCAGAGCCACACCCAUAAGUCGUGCGCUCUGGUGUUCUGUCGUCCCUGGGAGCGCUGCGUGGACGGGGCGUGUCACUGUAAACCUCCGUACCUCUGCCCCAGUAAAAACGUCACGAGCGUUUGUGGACGGAAUAAACGAGUCUACAGAUCGUACUGCCACGCAAUGGCUUCCACUUGUCGAAACCGCAGCCCGAUAGUGUCGCAUUUUGCAGAAACCUGUUUACCGGAGCAUCAGAUCUACAACAGCACUGAAGACGCACGGACACAUGUGAUCACUCUGGACGUCCCAAACCCCCUGAACCCUGAGACCGCAGACAGGAAGUUCAUCUGUGGGUCUUCCUGGAACAUGGCGGCUGCAAAUGUUUACUGCAGAGAACGAGGACAUCUACUAGGUGCACAGAGAGCUGAUAAAGCCCGUCCCCCCGUCCCGAGGAGAAGGUCCCGGGAGACGUCUGUCCCACAGAGCUGUGUCCAUGUUCAGUGUGAGGGUUUGGAGAAUAAUCUGGGAGAAUGUGCCCUCCUCAAAAACACGGACAUGGAACAAAAAGUAGCGAAGGCAAACUGCUACUCAGGCCCCGUCAAAGGCUGCGACUUCGAUUGCGCAAACUCCAAGUGUAUUUUCCGGGAGCAGGCGUGCGACGGCGUCAACGACUGCGGGGACCAAAGCGACGAGAUGUGCUGCAGAAAGUGCAGAGGAGAUGCGUUCAGGUGUAACUCGGGCGUGUGCAUUCCCAGAUCUGCGGUCGGCGACGGAGUGAGAGACUGUCUGGACGGAGGAGACGAAGUGGAAAAACUAAAGCGAAAUGAAACUGACUCCAUGAUGGACGACCGAAAUUUCACCACUCCCAGAAAUGAGAUCAGGUUGGGCAGACUGAACUUGGAGUCUUCGGUGAAAUGUGGCGUUCCAAACAUGGACAUUGUGGAUGACGAGGAGGUGGAGGACAGAGCAAGUGGCGGCCGUGUAAAGAGAGUGGUCGGAGGGGCGCCGGCCAGACCACACCAGAUCCAGUGGCAGGUGGCGCUAGUGGACCUUGACCAAAUUCACUGUGGAGGAGCGUACAUCGGGGGCUGCUGGGUCCUCACGGCCGCUCACUGUGUCAGGAACCAGCCCUCUGCUUUUAGGGUGAAGUUUUCUUUGUGGAAGAAGAACCGAGCGCAAGUCACAACUGACAAUGUCCCGGUCCAAAACAUCCACAUCCACCCAAACUACAACGCUAAAACCUACGAGAACGACAUCGCCCUGGUGGAGCUGAUGAAGCUCCCGAACGAGAAAAAGUGUUUCCGUGACAACCCCGCGGUCCGUCCCGUGUGCGUGCCCUGGACCCCUCACCUGUUCCAGCCCAACCACACCUGCAGCAUCUCGGGCUGGGGGCGCACCGCAGAGGGUAAAGCGGCCAAGGUCCUGCUGUGGGCCAAAGUCUCCCUGAUCGCUGAGUGUGAGCGGUAUUAUGAAGAUCGCUUCAAAGCAGGAAUGAUGUGCGCGGGUGAUCUGGACGGCUCUGUGGACUCGUGUCAGGGGGACAGCGGGGGACCCCUGGUGUGCGAGGACGAGCUGGGCGUGUCUUACCUGUGGGGCAUCGUGAGCUGGGGAGACAAGUGCGGAGAGCCAGGCUUCCCUGGAGUCUACACGCAGGUGGCAGAUUUCUUCGAGUGGAUCCGAUUUCAAGCUGGAUGGCCCCUCGUCACACAAUAUAACUCGUGAUCGUUUUAAAAUGUUUGUAAAACUGUACGAGACCAAAUAAAACUUCACUGACAGAAAUAUU